AGUAUUUAGUUUUAGAAACAUUUAAUAAUAACUUAUUUGCUUUAAACCAUAAUGAAAUUUUUUGGAGUUCAAGUUUCAUUUCUACAAAAAGAUCUUGAACGUUUUUACCUGAUUUAAAUAAGUUUGUAUCGUCUGCAAACAUGACGUUAAAAAGUUUUGAUGAGGCUUUAUAGAGAUCGUUGAUAUAUAUUAUAAACAAAAGUGGUACAAGAAUUGAACCCUGUGGUACUCCACAAAUAUUUAUUCAAAGCUUCUGAAUGUUUGUCAUUAUCAUAAGAAACAUGCUGCUUUCUAUUUUUAAGGUAAUUUUUUAACAGUUUGUGAGUUUUGUUUGUAAUUCCGUAAUAUUCUAGUUUUUGUAAUAAGAUCUCAUGAUUUACUGUAUCGAAAGCUUUAGACAAACCAAUAAAAAUUCCUAGUGUUACUUCUCCUUUAGAAAAACAUUUUAUGAUAUCAUCAGCUAAUUGCAAAAUGGCAUGCUCAGUUGAGGUAUUUUUUUGAAAUCCAUAUUGUCCGAUUUUUCCCUAACUAAACGAUUAUAGUUGACCUUAGCAUACCCACCAUCUUUUCUUAUCUCUUUCAUUUCUUCUAAUGCUUUUUUCUUAAUUUGAGAGUUUCAAAAGAGAAGUCUUCAUUUACGUAAAUUUUCUCUUUCCAAAGUUCUUUUUCGAUAAAUGUGGUUAAAAUCAUGUCUUUGCCUUGUAAUUCAGGAAUUUCGCUACUAUUGUUCUGCCAGUACUUUCACCUUUCGGUUUGUAAGACUUGCCAGUUCGGUGAGCUCUCUCAAUGACAACCUCUUUUUCGAUUCCUAAUUUUUCUUUGAUGACUUUUCUAAUAUUUUCUUCCGACUUAAUCCAUGUUUCGCUUUCACUCUCUACGAUACCGUUAAACCUCAGAUUAUUCCUUCUACUCCUGUCUUCUAAAUUAAUCACUUUUUCUUCAAAUUUUUGAGCCCGUUCUGCUGCAUAGUUAUUUUCACUGUUUUUCACUUUCUUCAUAGCCUCCUUCAUCUCCAUAACUUUUUCGUCAAAAGUUUGACUAUGAAAGGUCAUGGCUUCAGUUAGACUUUUCAUUUCCUUUUUCAUACGAUCCUUCUCCUUGUUUACAUUUAAAACUUCACCCUUUAAGGUUACGCUUUCAACUAUGAGAUAUUCAAUUUUUUUCUCAAGUCUUUCCACGUGAGAAUUUUAAAAUUUCAUAACUGUAUCUUCUGAUUUUGUCAUUACUUCAAUAACUUGAGUUAAUUCCAUGAUUUACAAUGCGUGUACCCAAAGGGCCAUCCAAUUUCUCGUUGAUAAAACUUGGUUUUUGGCACAGAAAAUGUCAAUAUCCUUAUCUAUUUAACAAUUAGCUCACCUUAGUGUUUCCAAUUUUGAAUUUCCAUACGGGUGAAAUCGAAUUUUGGAAUUUUGGAUUUUUUUCAAUUUUGGAUUUUCAAUUUUUCAAUUUCGAAUUUUGGAUUUUCAUUUUUUUUUUAAUUUUUAAUUUUUUUAAUUUUGGAUUUUGGAUUUUUUUUUUUUUUAAUUUUUAGAUUGGAUUUUUUCAAAUUUGAAUUUUGGAUUUCUUCAAUUUAAAGUUUCAAUUCCUGACCACUAUGUUUUUUAAUUUUGGGAGUUUUAUUAUUUUUUAAUUUCACACGUUACGCAGGUCACCUGUUGAGAUUUCCUACAUUUUUUUGUCUAGUCACCACUAAGGGGGGUUGUCGCGCAUGUUAGUUCAUUCACUUAUUUUCACUCUUUCAGACAAUAGUCUAGAGAAAAGUUCAGACUAACAAAUUUUUCUUGUCUACCCACCACGAAGGAGGGUGUUGCGCAUGUAAGUCCGUAACCUUAUUCGCAAGUGUGUCGUUUUUCACUCGUUCCUCUACUCUUUGAUACACAAUGGAAAAAGUAUCGAUGGAAUAUUUAUCGCAACUUUUGAAUGAUAAAAAAACACACAAAGAGAUCAGCGAUAUUUUUAAGUCCAUGUACCCUGGAGUAAGAGGGUUAAGCGAAAGAUCGGUGAAGAGAUUUUGCAGUAAACAUAACAUGACUUCGCGGAAGUCACAAGAAGAGAUAAACAGAUUGACAGCAUCAGCAGUAAGAGAGGUAUAUAUACAAAUGUUCUUAUCUUAGUUUAUUGAAAUAUGAUAAACAAAUAAGAGAUGAAUAUACUUUUCAAGUUUUCAAGGUUGGACCCACGUACGGACGAAAAAUGAUGACGGGCUACAUCAGACAAAAACACAAUUUGAAUGUAAGUCAAAAACGUGUUGUCAAAGCAUUGACAAUUGUCUCACCAGCAAAUCAAGAAUGGAGGAGGACGGAAACCGAGCGGUUGCUGAAUCCAGUGCCAUAUCAGGCGGAUUACUUUGGUCAUAAGCUACAUAUUGACCAGAACGAAAAGGUUGCAAUGUAUGGAGUAACUCAUGUUGUAGCUAUAGAUGGACAUACCCGGUAUGUUACGGCAGGAACAACAAUGGCAAUUAAAAACAACGUUAAAAUACAUGAAAAUAUAUACAGAAAAACCUUGGUAACAUACGGAAUACCUGAUCAACUGCGAGUUGAUUGCGGUAGAGAAUUUUAUUUAAUCCUUGGAAUGCAAGAGCAUUUAGCAUUGCUUCGUGGAAAUCAAGCAAUAGAAUGUUAUCGACAAACAGAAUCCAAGCAGAAACUCCCUAUUAAAAGAUUUUGGGUGGAGGUAAACUGUCGUGUAAAUCAUCCUUUAGAAACAGUUCUUGUAUUUAUGGCAAAUGAAGAGAUCAUAGAUAUGUCAAACGACUGCGUAAAAUUUUGUGUAUCAUUUGUUUCUUGCUUGGUAGCGAGUUAUGGUCUUCAGAUUGUUAUUUCUUCGUGGAAUAAUCACCCUAUUCCAGGCAGAGGCGUGCCGUCAGUAAUUAAAACCAGAAGUAAUGGGAUCGUACCAUUGAUGGCAGAAGUUGUACCAAAUGGAGUAGGAGCUAAAUUACUUUACAUGCAGUGGUACCCUGAAUCGAGGAUUGCCAGUGAUAGUGUGUUUGGAGUCGAUCGACUUUUCAAUUCACCAAGCCUUUUAUCAGAAAGAAUGCGAGAGUUUGAAAGCCACUAUAGUAUUUCUGACCUUUUUGGAUCUUUAGCGAAUGAAACAAUUGACAAUUUCCGAGAAGCUCUUCUGUAUUUUAUUAACUUAACACGUACAUUACAACUAAGGAUUACAUUAUAACUGUGAAAAAUUAUUCUUUGUAUUUCAAUCUUCCUCUGCCCUGCUCCCAUGUGUUAAGAAAAUUUGUAAGAAACAAUUAUUUUAGAACAGCUAUUUACUAUAUUAUACAUUUUUAUAAGAACAAUGCUGAUAAUUGCUGAAAGAGUAAGCAAAAAAUGAGAACAAUGGCGAGACUGAAAUUUUACUGCUAUUUUAUUUUUUAAGAUGUGGAAAAAAUGCUUGUCAACAAGAAUCUGGUCAAUUUAGAAAUUUAUUUUUUCAAAAUCUUCAUUAUUUCACGAGUUAGCACAGAACAUAAUUUUUGCUUUGUGUUUUUUAUAAUGGGGUUAACUAAGAUGAACUACGAGUUGUUCAACGAAUCAAACACUUGAAAUUAUUGAAAAGUUUAAAAUAGAUUAAGGCGAAUCGCAACAUUAAAAAAAGAUAAACAUUCUUGUAUAAAGAAAACAUGUAUGUUAUUAUUAUAUCCACUCUAUACGCACUGGAUCUAGUCACUCAUGCGAAUGAAGUGAAAAUUUUGUAUACUUCAAACUGCAAAGGAAGAUUUUUUUGUGCUAAGGAUUU
This is a messenger RNA of Hydractinia symbiolongicarpus, 3741 nucleotides long. RefSeq lists its product as uncharacterized. The transcript is spliced from 4 exons. NCBI's taxonomy places the organism in Eukaryota, Metazoa, Cnidaria, Hydrozoa, Anthoathecata, Hydractiniidae. The record is from RefSeq and is a predicted model, not a curated record. Bases 2194 to 3177 code for a protein of 327 amino acids.